CUUAUUAAAUGCAAAGGAGACAUAAGAUGACAGAAAACUCCACCGUUCCGGCAACAGAGAGAGAUCUUCGUUAUGUGAAAAACGAACCACGCAACGAAACGCAAUCGCAUGAUUCACAUUUGACCCAAAACGACACCGUAUCACUGCAGAGCUUCUCCACCGUUUCGAAUCGAACUCUUUCAAUGGCGAACUCUCAAACGCUAGAUCGUCCAUGGUUCCUCUAUGCAGUGCCGUUAUUAGUCUUUAUUCUCAUCGCAUUUCAUGUCUUCGCUUUGGUGUAUUGGAUUUACAGAUUGUCCACUGAUAGUAAGCAACAACAGCAGCUACUACAGCAACAGCAGCAGCUACAACAACAGGAACUGAGGAGAAAAGCUCACUGAACAGAAUGAUUUCAAUUUGUGUAAACUUUUUAAAAUUUUCUCAUAUAAUUCUUGUUUUUAAAGGAAAAAAUGUGUGAAAUUUGCUUAAUUUGAUGUUGUCAAAUAGUAUAUCUAUAGCGCAAUAGCUUCGUAGAAUUUGAACAAAUUGCUAAUGUUGUUAAAUAGUAGCUAUAGUGGCGCUAUAUAAGCCUAUAACGGUGUUGUGUAGCAGAAUUUGAACAAAAUGCUAUUUUCUGCUAUCUGCGAUUGACAACACCGAAUAUGCCUUGUUGUAGUAUUGGAUUUUGACUGAGAAUGUAAUGUUGUGCGAGAAUUUCAAGUUGUUAAAUUGAGGUUAUAUUAA
Molecule: messenger RNA, 723 nt
Organism: Trifolium pratense (red clover)
Lineage: Eukaryota; Viridiplantae; Streptophyta; Magnoliopsida; Fabales; Fabaceae
Exons: 2
Coding region: 9-380 (123 amino acids)
Source: RefSeq, a predicted model, not a curated record